GUGUCCUAAUUCCUAAAGAAAAGUUGAAGUUGGAUGGAAGCCGGAGGCAGCAGCAGCAGUGGCGAAGAAGAUGGUGAUGCGGCAUGGAGGGCGGCCAUCAAUUCCAUCGCCGGAACCACCACUUACCCCAAUCCCAAUGCCGCCCAAGAACGCAAGCCCAAAGCCCCACACCUUAAGCACUACCAACUCCAGGCACAAAAGCUUCUACAUGACAUGUUGGAAGAGACUAUAGAGAUAGUGAAGGAACCUGAUCCUGUUCUGAAUGAUGAAGAUCCCAAGAUCAACCAAGAAGAAGAAGUAAGAGAACCUGGCAUUCGCUUGUUCAAGCAUGUUCGCCAACCAGGAAUAGUGUUUGAUCAUUUUGAUGAACCCGAACCACCAAAGAAACGACCGAGAUUACUUCCUGGAGAUGAUAUUGAUGAGAAAUCAAAGAAGUUUAAAAGGCGGGUUAAAUCUGUUGCUGUCGAAGGGAAAGAUUUAAUUGCCGCAGCAAAUGACGCGAACAAGAAAUCCUUAGCUAAAUUUGAAGCCAAAGUCGCAGCAGCAAAAGCUAAAGCCAAGAGAGAGGAGGAAAGAGUUAACAAUUUGAAAAAGAUUAGGGGGGAGAGGUGGCUGCCGUCCAUGGCGAAUGAACUGCAUCGGUAAUGUAUCAUACAUGUAAAGUUGAUAAUUGAGAACCAUUAAAUGAUUUGAACAAUUUGACUAAAUUGUUAUCAACUGUACAAUUUAGAAUGGUAGUUUCCUACACAUUACCAAUUGAAUGAAUGUAAUUGUGUAACAGUUAACACGUA
This is a messenger RNA of Arachis duranensis, 791 nucleotides long. RefSeq lists its product as uncharacterized. The coding region runs from base 34 to 645 and encodes 203 amino acids. Lineage: Eukaryota; Viridiplantae; Streptophyta; Magnoliopsida; Fabales; Fabaceae. The record is from RefSeq and is a predicted model, not a curated record. The transcript has 4 exons.